This is a messenger RNA of Galeopterus variegatus (Sunda flying lemur), 2760 nucleotides long. It is a transcript of the gene PJA1, whose product is annotated as praja ring finger 1, E3 ubiquitin protein ligase. The transcript has 2 exons. The coding region runs from base 388 to 2310 and encodes 640 amino acids. NCBI's taxonomy places the organism in Eukaryota, Metazoa, Chordata, Mammalia, Dermoptera, Cynocephalidae. The record is from RefSeq and is a predicted model, not a curated record.
ACAAUCACUUCCGCCGCCGCAGUCGCCACCCGCGGGGCUGCUGUCUGUUGGGGGAGGAGCUCGAGACCAGGGAGCAGCGGCUCUGGCGGUCGUGGCGGUCGUGGCGGUCGGAGGUCCGAGGUUCUGCUCCUCUCAAGAGCUUGCGGCUGCCUGGACUGGGUCUACACCUGACAGUCACUGGAAUGCUACUCCAGGCCUUAGAAGAAAGUGAAACUAAUUUUAAAGGCCCCUUAUUCUUUCUGUUACCUGCCUGCUGAACUGAAAAUAAAUCUCCCUGCUCCUUUAUUCUGAACUGAGUUGACUUUCCCAUCUCGAAAACGUGUGCAGAGAGCAGGAGCCUUUCCACCCAAGCUCCAGCUGUAUUGGAAACCUUCCUAAGUCAGAGCAAUGGGUCAGGAAUCUAGCAAGCCUGUGUGGCCCAAACCAGCAGGAGGGUAUCAGUCCAGUACAGGCAGGAGAUAUGGAAGAAGGCAUGCUUAUGUCAGUUUCAGGCCAUCCACGAGCCAGCAGGAAAGGAUUGCCAGCCAGGGAAAGACAACAUCUGAAGUCGCAAUGCACAGAUCAGCCCCCAGUCAAACCACCAAGAGGAGCCGAUCGCCAUUUUCCACCACUCGUCGCAGUUGGCACAGAGAGAGCUCGGGCACCGGUCUGAAUGUUGAUAAUGAGGACUAUUCCAGGUAUCCACCAAGAGAGUACAGGGCUUCGGGUGGCAGAAGAGGAAUGGCUUAUGGACAUAUUGACUCUUAUGGGGCAGAUGAUAGUGAGGAGGAGGGGGCUGGGCCUGUUGAGCGACUACCAGUGAGAGGGAAAGCUAGCAAGUUUAAAGAUGAUAAGCUGUAUGACCCAGAGAAAGGGGCAAGGUCUUUGGCUGGGGUGCCUCCACAGUUCUCUGGUAUUAACCAUGAUGUUAGAGAGGAGCUUGAUGAGUUAGAUCCAGCCCCUGCAACAAGAUGCUCUGCUGGCAGAGCUGAGUUCCUGCAGCAAAAUAGCGUGGUCUCUCAGAUGUCUUGUGCUGAAGGCAAGGUGGCCACAAAUGGUGACAGCUUGGAGAGGGAGAGACGAAAGCAGAAUUUAUCUGCACGUCCUGGCAGGGCUCCUGUGAGUAUGUGUGGUGGUGGGGAAAACACCCCAAAGAAUGCAGAGGAACCAGUAGUGAGGCCCAAAGUCAGAAAUCUGGCAAGUCCAAACUGUGUGAAACCAAAAAUAUUUUUUGAUACUGAUGAUGAUGAUGAUAUGCCACACAGUACUUCCAGGUGGAGGGAUACUGCCAACGCCGAUGAAGGCCACUCUGAUGGCCUAGCAAGAAGAGGCAGAGGCGAGAGUUCAAGUCUCUACUCUGAGCCGAAGUAUCCUGAAAACAAGAGGGAAGUGAGGAACGACCAAGUGAAACCAGAAAAAGUGCCGAGACGGCGACGAACCAUGGCCGACCCUGACUUCUGGACAUAUACUGAUGAUUACUACAAAUACUGUGAUGAAGACUCUGACAGUGACAAAGAGUGGAUUGCUGCUCUGCGUCGAAAGUAUCGAAGUCGAGAGCAAACCCUGUCCUCCAGUGGUGAAAGCUGGGAGACACUGCCGGGGAAAGAAGAGCGUGAACCUCCGCAAGCUAGAGUGAGUGACAGUGCCGGUGCCGGCACCAGCCCCAGUCCCAGCACUGGUGCCAGUGCCGGUGCCAGUGCCAGUAGCAAUGGCAGCAGUUAUCCUGAAGAGGUUCGAGAACCAUCUCUUCAGGAAGGGGAGCAGGCAUCCCUGGAAGAAGGAGAAAUUCCUUGGCUCCAGUACAAUGAGAAUAGCAGCGAGGGGGAUAAUGAUUCUGGUCAGGAUUUGAUGCAACCUGGUGUAUUCAUGCUGGAUGGAAACAACAACCUUGAAGAUGACUCCAGUGUGAGUGAAGACCUAGAAGUGGAUUGGAGCCUCUUUGAUGGAUUUGCAGAUGGGUUGGGAGUGGCUGAAGCCAUUUCCUACGUAGAUCCUCAGUUCCUCACCUACAUGGCACUUGAAGAACGCCUGGCCCAGGCGAUGGAAACUGCCCUUGCCCACUUGGAGUCUCUCGCGGUGGAUGUAGAAGUGGCCAAUCCACCAGCGAGCAAGGAGAACAUCGAUGCUCUUCCCGAGAUCCUGGUCACUGAAGAUCAUGGUGCCAUUGGUCAGGAAAUGUGCUGCCCAAUUUGUUGCAGCGAAUAUGUGAAGGGGGAGGUGGCAACAGAGCUGCCGUGCCACCACUAUUUCCAUAAGCCGUGCGUGUCCAUCUGGCUUCAGAAGUCGGGCACCUGUCCCGUUUGUCGCUGCAUGUUCCCUCCCCCACUCUAAAGACCAAGGCUGUUUACUCCUGGUCUGAUGAUUUUCCCCAUCUGAAAUCUACAAUACUGCAGGAGCCCUGUCAAAAUCAACAAUGAAAAUUAAACCAAUUGGUUAAUUAGACUAAACCUGUCAGUUUCUUGUGAGUGUUUCCAAUGUGAAAACAGUGUAUAUGAUUGCAUUAAAAAUCAUAUUGUCUUUUAGAGGUUAGAAAGGGAAAACUAAACUUUCUAAAUGCUACUUGAGAUUGCAGUAAGAACAUACAUUUUCUAACCUGAAAGUUGAAAUAAGUCGCAUUUGUUUUCUUCAGUAGAAUAUGUUGCUGUUAAUUGUAAUGUCAAGUUUAUCUGUUAAGUAUGUUCAAAAGGCAAAAUCAUUUUUGUUGCAUGUAAUGGGUUAAUGUUCCUGUAAUUGAAGUGCCGUAAAAGCUUAUUAAAGUUUUUCUUUUGGUUUUACAUGGUA